CACGGACUACGCAUGAGUGACGUCAAGCGCGCUGGCCCGGCCGCCGUACUCGCGUCAUUACGGUACCCGGAAGUGACUUUGAAUGAAAACGGUCCUCGUUUCUUUGAACGAAUAAAGAAAAUAUAAAUAAAUAUAAACAAACGGACAGACAACAGUCGCGCGCAGCGGGGUGUCCUCCGGCGCGCGCGGUGAACGGGGGAAUCAGCGGUGCGUGAGCGCGCGAGAGAGCGUGACAGUGAGAGAGAGAGAGAGCGUGUGGUGUAGUGUGCGUGUGCGCGCGCUGCGGCGGCGGAGCGACAUGAACAGCAUGAGUGCGAGCGGCUCCUCCGGCACGUUCAGCCUGCAGGACUGCGAUGUGGUCGGCUUCGAUCUGGACCACACGCUCUGCAGAUACGACCUGAAGGAGACCAGCAGGCUCAUAUAUGAGAGUUUUGCACGAUAUCUGGUGGAACAUAAAGGCUACGAUAAAGACCUGCUGAAUCUGACUCCGGCUGCCUGGGACUUCUGUUUUAAGGGCCUGGUGGUGGACCUGGAGGAGGGGAACCUGGUCAAACUGGCCGAGGACGGAACCGUUCUACGAGCGACUCACGGCACUCGGGAUCUGAGCCAAGAGGAGAUAAUAAAGCACUACGGUCCUAAAAGAGAGUGGACGCAUUUUAACAGCCUCAACAGCACGUUUACCCGCUCAGCUAAAUAUUAUUUCUAUGACAACUACUUCGACCUUCCUGGAGCUCUGCUCUGCGCUCGGGUGGUGGACGUGUUGAACAAGCGAGGCAGUGAGGUUACGUCUGACUUUUGGAAGGACAUGGUUGCUGCCAUUGAUCACAAUUACAACACAUCUGCAUUCCGAGAGGACUCUGGCUGGUAUUUCCCGCGAGUGAAGCGUGAUCCAGGGCGCUUCCUGCAGCCGUGUUCAGCCUCGGUGCGCCGCUGGCUCCGCAGCCUGAAGGAAAAUGGCAAAAUCCUCCUCCUCAUCACCAGCUCCCACUCAGACUACUGCAGGCUGGUCUGUGAUCACAUACUGGGGAAGGACUUUGAGGAUCUUUUUGAUGUCAUCAUCACGAACGCUCUGAAACCGGGUUUCUUCUCCCUCAUUCCUCAGCAGAGACCCUUCAGAACGCUGGUGAACGAUGUGGAGGACUCUGAGGGUCUUCCUGGUCUGGAGAAGCCCGGCUGGUACUCUCAGGGAAACUGGCCUCACCUACACGACCUGCUGAAGAAGAUGACGGGCAGAGCUGAGCCUCGGGUGGUGUAUUUCGGGGACAGUAUGCGGUCUGACAUGUUUCCAGCAUUCAGUUUUGGGAAGUGGGAGACGGUGAUGAUCGUAGAGGAAAUGGAGGGAGAGGGUGUGGCCAGAGCAAACCCUGCCCCCAGCCAGCCGGCUGAGAAGAAGAGCAAAUUUGAGGAUCAGGGUAUGAAGACCCCCUCUGCGGCCUCGCAGCAGUGGGGUUCGUAUUUUGUGGACGUUCAGAGGGAUGAAGGUGGAGAGGAGCGGCUCAGACUGACCUGGUGCUCCCACUGCAUUCAUACGUACAGCACCAUGGCCAUACCCAGCAUAGAGGCUAUCGCAGAUUUGCCUCUGGAUUAUAAAUUCCCGCGGUUUUCCCCGGAUAAACCCAGCACUACAGGCUAUUACCCCCGACCCCCGGACACACUGUUGAAGAGAGAGUAGAACCAAUCCUGAACCCACACAUGCUGAAAAGGCACUGACAGUGUGUGUGUUACUGAAAUGUGAAAGAACGUGUGUGUAUGUGUUAUGGAAUAUAGCAGGACUGAUUCUGAAUGUUUUCACAUGAUUGAGGUUCAUACUUGACCAGCCAAAUCCACCCCAUUACUAUAGAGCACAAAACUCACCCGUCACCAUAGAACCCUAACCCGCCACAUAUUAUAGAACCCAAACUUCCUCAUCGCUAUAGAGCACAAAACCACCUGACACUAUAGAACUCCCCCAUCAUUACUUAAGAACCCAAGUCCACCCCAUUACUACAGAACCCAAACCCCCCACAGCACUAUAGAACUCAAUCCCACCUCAUUACUUUAGAACUUUAGAACUUAACCCACCCCAUCAUCAUAGAACCCAAAACCACCCCAGCAAUACAGAAACCCAAUCCCACCCCAACUCCUCAGUGCUGCUGUGAAACUGUGUGUGUGUGCUGUUUAGUGUUUCUCAUCCACAGUGCCAGUGAACCAUACCGAACCGCACUGACCCGCACUGAACCAUACCGAACUGUACUGACCCAUACUGAACCGUACUGAAUAGUACCAAACAGUACUGAUCGGUACUGAACCGUACCGAACCAGUACUAAACCAGUACCAAACCAAUACCAAACCGUACUGAACUGUACUGACUUGUACCAAACCAGUACCAGUACUGAACCGUACAAACUGUACUGAAUUACUACUAAACUUGUACUGAAUUGUACUGAACCGUACUAAACCAGGACUGAACCGAACUAUACUUUAAUGAAACAUAUUGACCCAUACUGACCUGGACUGUACUGAAUUGAACUGUACUGACCCGUACUGACCCAGACUGUAUUGACCUGUGCUGAACCAUACUGCCUGGACUGUACCGAACCGUAUGAAACCGGACUGUAGACAACCUCGAAUGGACUGUGUGUGUGUGUUAUUUUUUACAGCACCUCACACUGAAGAUUCUUUAAUGAAGUGUUUAAAACGUGAUGUUAGUGAUCAUUGGCUUCUUCUAUCUCGUGGUUGUUCCUGAUUGGCUGUUUAAAGGUGUAAAGCUGCUCUCAUUGGUGAAUGUGUCGGCUCAUCAUUCCUGAUCAAACAGCUGAAUGUUCAGGCUUUUCUCUCGCAAUAAGAUUAGAUUGUAGUGUUUCAGGAGCCCAGACUCAGACGUGGAGAGAGAACACCAUCAGUGUAUCCAUCACGCUCCAUCGUCCAGUGUGUCACAGUGACUCUGUGUGUUUCUAGGGGGUUUAUCUUGUUUUUAGGGGGGAUUUUCCUUUGAGUAUUUCUGAGGCUGUAUGUAAUCCUCCAGAUCAGACGACGGGGUUCCAGCCUUUUAAAGUCUGUUCUGUUGUGAUCAUCGUGGUGUUGUACUGUGUGUAGAGGAGUAUGUCCAUCCAGCCGUCUGUGCAGAAAUAACCGUCCAGAAAUAAAGAUGUUCUCCUGCA
Colossoma macropomum (tambaqui) is the source of this 3141-nucleotide messenger RNA. RefSeq names its product 5'-nucleotidase domain containing 1 (gene nt5dc1). The coding region runs from base 299 to 1672 and encodes 457 amino acids. Gene Ontology annotation, molecular function: 5'-nucleotidase activity. The transcript is spliced from 12 exons. The record is from RefSeq and is a predicted model, not a curated record. NCBI's taxonomy places the organism in Eukaryota, Metazoa, Chordata, Actinopteri, Characiformes, Serrasalmidae.